This is a messenger RNA of Aureobasidium namibiae CBS 147.97, 396 nucleotides long. RefSeq lists its product as uncharacterized. The transcript has a single exon. NCBI's taxonomy places the organism in Eukaryota, Fungi, Ascomycota, Dothideomycetes, Dothideales, Saccotheciaceae. The coding region runs from base 1 to 396 and encodes 131 amino acids. The record is from RefSeq and is a predicted model, not a curated record.
AUGUGCUAUCACAAACUGUACAUCUUCACGACGUGCGGGCAUUCGUGCAUGAGCAAGCAGCCUCUGAUCAUGUGCAGACAUGCAUCAAUCUCGCCAGUGUCGACAUAUUCGUCCGGAUGCGAGUUGAAAACACAUCCCUACCAGUGCAACAAGAUCGAAAGCCUCUGCUAUUCAUGUCAGCGUCGACGAAGCGAGCUUAUGGGGCAGCUCGAACAACAGCAGGUGGUGCGAUUCAACGAGUGGCAGUGGAAAGUCAGCUACAGCGCACCGCAAGCAAUGCUAGGAGAAAAAGACGCAAUCGACAGAAAGGUUGAAAAACACGCAGAAAAGAUGGCGAUCAAGAAGGAAAAGAGCAAGUCGGGAAGGUUGUCUCUGAGAAAGUCCAGCAAGAAGUAA